UUCUUUGCUGUGCAGUGUAAGCAAAUUGUGUGUUAUGCGAAAUUUUCUAUUUACUUGCGCUAAAUAUUAAUGAAAAUUCAUUUGAUAUGUCGCUUAUAACUUGAAGAUAAAAAAAACGGAAGAAUUUUUAUCGAUUACAUCCAAUGUACACUGUUUGCAAUGCUGGAGCUGUGAAAAUCUACCAAUAAACCUUCAUAAUGAAUGAAAUGGGUUCUUCAAGCCUUCUGCAUUUGGGAGACAUUGUCUCCUUAUAUGCAGAAGGUACAGUUAGCGGAUUCCUCAGUACUUUAGGGUUAGUUGAUGAUCGAUCGGUCGUGUGUCCCGAGGCAGGGGACUUGUCAAAUCCACCGAAGAAAUUCAGAGACUGCCUCUUUAAAAUAUGUCCCAUGAACAGGUACUCAGCCCAGAAGCAAUUCUGGAAGGCUGCAAAGCAAAGCAUGGGCUCAAAUACGGACACCAACCUGUUGAAAAGGUUACAUCACGCUGCCGAGAUCGAGAAAAAGCAAAACGACACUGAGAACAAGAAGCUCCUUGGAACCAACGUGCAAUACGGUAGUGUGGUCCAACUUCUGCACUUAAAAUCAAACAAGUACUUAACAGUAAACAAAAGAUUGCCCGCUCUUCUCGAAAAGAACGCAAUGCGAGUGUACUUAGACGGCAACGGUAACGAAGGAUCUUGGUUUUAUAUCUUACCAUUUUACAAGCUGCGAGCGACUGGUGACAACAUAGUGUUAGGAGACAAAGUAAUCUUAAACCCUGUGAACGCAGGCCAACAAGUACUGCACGUUGCCGCCAACCACGAACUCCCGGAUAACCCAGGCUGUAAAGAAGUGAACGUCGUCAACGGGAGCACCUCCUGGAAGGUGACUUUGUUCAUGGAACACCGGGAGAAUUCGGACGAGAUACUUAAAGGCGGCGACGUGGUUCGCUUGUUUCACGCCGAACAGGAGAAGUUCUUGACGAUGGACGAGUACAAGAAGACCCACCACGUGUUCUUGCGGACCACGGGUAGGACGAGUGCCACUGCUGCCACGAGUAGUAAGGCGCUGUGGGAGGUGGAGGUGGUGCAGCACGACCCAUGUCGAGGUGGCGCAGGACAUUGGGACUCGCUUUUUCGCUUCAAACAUCUCGCUACUGGACAGUACCUGGCUGCAGACGUCGACAGCGACCAAGCUGCCGAUCAGAUGAGGAGUAAACUUAGGGCUGAUUCAGCCGAUUCCACUGUGUAUCACCUCGUUCCUGUCGCUUACCCUAACGAAAUCGCGUCGUUGUUCGAAUUAGAUCCGACUAGUUUGACCCGAGGCGACUCCCUCGUUCCACAGUCCAGCUACGUGCGGUUGCACCAUUUGUUCACGAAUAGUUGGGUGCAUUCCACGUCCAUCCCGAUCGACAAGGACGAGGAGAAACCGGUCAUGUCGAAGGUGGGCUGCGCGGUAAUGAAGGAAGACAAAGAAGCCUUCGCUUUAAUUUCUGUUUCGCCGGUUGAAGUUCGUGAUUUAGAUUUUGCCAACGACGCGUGCAAGCUAUUGUCGGCUUUAUCUGUUAAAUUGGAAAAAGGGACCAUUUCUCAUAACGAAAGACGAUCGUUGACAACGCUUUUACAAGAUAUAGUCUAUUUUGUAGCCGAAUUGGAAAACGAACAAAACAAAACCGAAGCUUUAGAGUUAGUUGUUACUAAUCCAAAUAGAGAUAGACAGAAGUUACUAAGGGAACAAGCUAUUCUCAAACAGCUUUUUAAGAUUUUACAGGGCCCGUUUUUGGAUAUCAACGGGGACGGGCCUUUUUUAAAAAUAGAGGAACUCAACGACCCACGACACGCAUCUUAUAAGUAUAUAUUCAGGUUAUGCUACAGGAUAUUGCGGCUGAGUCAGCAGGACUAUCGAAAAAAUCAGGAGUACAUCGCGAAACAUUUCGGUUUUAUGCAAAAACAGAUCGGUUAUGACAUUUUGGCGGAGGAUACGAUAACGGCACUGUUACACAACAAUCGGAAAUUGUUAGAAAAGCAUAUAACUCCUGCUGAAAUCGAGACGUUUGUGGGCUUGGUUCGCAAAAAUAUGAGUAACUGGGAAUCUCGUUUUCUAGAUUAUCUGUCAGAUUUAUGCAUUUCAAAUAAAAAAGCCAUUCCCGUCACUCAAGAAUUGAUCUGUAAAAGCGUACUAAGUCAGAAGAAUUCGGAUAUUCUGAUCGAAACGCGCAUGAUGAAAACUCAGGUUGAAGUCCAAGAGGUGAGCGAAGAGCAUCCUCUGGAAGGGGACGACGAGUUAGAACAACUAGUUACGGUCGUCGAAGAGUGCCAGAUAAUUCUCUUGUGGAAUAACCGCCAGAAAUCCAUGUCGUUGUCUGAGUUGUGCAAGAAUGCCAAACUCGGAAGUCGGGACGAUCAAGCCAUUUUGGACUACUACAGGCACCAGUUGGACUUAUUUUCGAAUAUGUGUUUAAAUAGGCAAUACUUAGCUCUCAAUAACCUGUCGCCGCAUUUAGAUAUAGAGUUAAUACUCAAGUGCAUGGCUGACGAAUCUGUGAAUUUUGAUCUUCGGGCAUCUUUUUGUCGCCUGAUGUUGCAUUUACACGUGGAUCGAGACCCACAGGAGCCCGUCACGCCUGUCAAAUACGCCCGACUGUGGUCGGAAAUACCGUCAAAAAUGUCGAUUAACGACUACGAUAGCAAUAAAACUCCUGACCUCAACAAAGAAGCAGUCCGUGCAAGAUUUUGCUCAACUAUAGCAUUCGUCGAAGACUACCUCUGCAACGUUGUUGCCAAAAUGUGGUCGUUCGCCGAUCAGGAACAAAACAAGUUGACUUUCGAGGUUGUGAAACUAGCUAGAGAAUUAAUCUAUUUUGGCUUUUAUAGUUUCUCUGAUUUGCUUAGAUUAACCAAAACCUUGCUAAGUAUUUUGGAUUGUGUUUCUGAAAACGAUUUUGCUGAUGGUCGAUUACCUACUGGAGAUAUCGAUUCUGGAGACCCCCUGCGGGAUGAGAAAGCCGAAGGCGGAGUCUUGCGCUCAAUCGGAGACAUGGGCGCCGUGAUGACGUCACUAGCUCUAGGACCGGUUGGCCGCUCAGUCGUCACAACCAACGCCGGCCAACACGGCAAAGGUUCACAGUACAUGAAAGAGUACCCGCUCGUCAUGGACACGAAAUUAAAAAUAAUCGAAAUUUUACAAUUUAUUCUUGACGUACGUCUCGAUUAUCGUAUAAGUUGCCUCCUCAGUAUUUUCAAACAGGAAUUUGACGAAUCGGAGAAAAACAGCAGCACCGAUUCGUUAAACUUGGGCCAAAAAAAUAUCGACUUAGAAUUAAUAGGGAGUCAAGCGGAAGGGAUUUUCGGUAGCAGUGAAGAAUGCGCCGUCUUAGAUCUCGACGGACAUGGAGGUCGCACGUUUCUGAGGGUCCUGUUGCAUCUGACCAUGCACGACUAUCCACCGCUCGUUUCAGGGGCUUUACAUUUGCUCUUCCGGCACUUCAGUCAGAGACAAGAAGUGCUACAAGCUUUCAGACAGGUCCAACUACUCGUUUCUGAUAGCGACGUCGAAUCAUACAAACAAAUCAAAGCAGACUUGGACGUCCUCAGACAGUCGGUUGAAAAGUCCGAGUUGUGGGUAUACAAAUCAAAAUGUAUAGACGAACACAACACUACCAGCAGCAAAAAGAAUAAAGAAGAGGAUGAAGAAGUGGCUACGAAACCACCGACUCUUAGCGUGUUGGAGAAAAAAGGGUCUGCGAUUAAUCUGGAUGUGGGCCCGCCCCUGCAUCCAGAGCAAGCCGACGAAUAUAAAAAGAUCCAGCAAAUUUUGAUACGCAUGAAUAAGUUGUGCACUCAAGGCUCACCCAGUGGCAUGGUGAAACCCAGAAAACACGAGCAGCGUCUGCUCCGAAACGUCGGAGUACACACAGUCGUGCUAGAUUUGCUUCAGAUACCGUACGACGAAAAGGAGGAUAUAAGGAUGAACGAACUGAUGAGACUGGCGCAUGAAUUUCUUCAAAAUUUUUGUUUGGGGAAUCAGCAGAAUCAGGUGUUGUUGUUUAAACACUUGGAUUUGUUUUUAAAUCCUGGGAUCAGGGAGGCUCAAACCGUUUGUUCGAUAUUCCAAGAUAAUUCCACUUUGUGCAAUGAAGUGAAUGAUAAAGUUAUCCAGCAUUUCGUUCAUUGUAUCGAGAGUCACGGACGGCACGUGCAAUAUUUGAAGUUUUUACAGACUGUGGUGAAGGCGGAAAAUCAAUUCAUACGGAAGAGUCAGGAUAUGGUGAUGCAAGAAUUGAUUAACGCUGGUGAAGAUGUUUUGGUGUUUUAUAACGAUAAGGCGUCUUUUAAUCAUUUUAUUGAGAUGAUGCGGUCUGAGCGACAUUGUAUGGAUGAGGGUAGUCCUUUAAAGUAUCACGUGGAGUUGGUGAAGUUGCUAGCGUGUUGUACCAUGGGUAAAAAUGUGUAUACGGAAAUUAAGUGUCAUAGUUUGUUGCCGUUGGAUGAUAUUGUGGCUAUGGUAACUCACACUGAUUGUAUACCUGAAGUGAAGGAAGCUUACGUAGGGUUUUUGAAUCAUUGCUAUAUUGACACAGAAGUGGAAAUGAAGGAGAUCUAUACAUCUAAUCAUAUGUGGACGCUUUUCGAAAAGUCGUUUCUUGUAGAUAUGGCAGAUAUAGCAACCGCCCCCACCGACAGAAAACAUCCUGAUAAAGCGUUAGAGAAUUAUGUGACAAACUGUGUGAUGAACAUAAUAUCCACUUUCUUUAGUAGCCCCUUUUCAGACCAAAGCACUACAGUACAGAAACAUCUGCAUGAAGCAAGGGUUUUCUGGAGCGAUUCUACAAUGGAUGAUUAUGAUCCGUUCUCUGUUAACGUUCCGCUCAAACAUUCGCCACUUUCCUCUAAUACAAGACAACCUAUUUUUGUGCAAUUAUUGCAAUCAGCAUUCAGGGUGUCUCAAUGCCCUUGGCUAACAGCCUCACAACGCUUCAACGUCGAAAAUUGUAUCCGAACUUUAUCCGAAGUGGCGAAAAACCGAGGAAUCGCGAUCCCACUCGACCUGGAAAGUCAAGUGGCCGCAAUGUUUAACAAGGCAACAAUUUUAACGAGGCAAACGAGCAAAUGGCUGCAGGCUUCAAAGACUCCAAAGAUGGAGAGGUCGCAAUCUCAGUUGAUGCGUUUGGACAGAAGUAUAAUCGAGGGGUUACAAGACAUAGUGUCGCUGCUAGAGGACCAACUGAAACCACUCGUCCAAUCCGAAUUGAGUCUCUUAGUUGAUGUUCUAUAUCGACCGGAACUUCUUUUUCCGCCGGGGACCGAAUCCCGCAAAAAAUGUGAAAGUGGGGGGUUUAUUAGACGGUUGAUUAAGCAUACCGAAACCUUGUUGGAAGAAAAAGAGGAGAAGCUAUGUGUGAAAGUGUUGAAGACGUUACGUGAGAUGAUGGCCAUCGAUCCGGAAUACGGAGAGAAGAAUGAUAAAAGUGACAAAACUGAAACCGAUAUGGGGGACGUGUUGCGAAAUAGCUUGCUGGCACGAUAUUUCGGAAAAGCUUUUGUACAAAAACAUGACACGGUGGAGUUGGGAACGUAUCAACUGUCGUCGGUGAUGCACGGACCGGGAGCUAAAGUGUUAAGUCGGGCUGGUCGGACUUUACACGAAGUACAAACCCACCUAGACCGAGAAGGCGCAUCCGAUUUAGUUAUAGAGUUGGUGAUAAACUCAGUCAACUCGCCGUCGAUAUUUGGCGAAGCCGUCGAACUAGGAAUCGCUCUCUUGGAAGGUGGGAACCCCAUUAUCCAAAAGAGCAUGUUCAACAAGUUAGUGGGGGGCGACUUAAGUCAGGCUUUCUUCAAGGUAGAGGUCACACCUACCUUGCCUGUUUUGACGCUCUCCUUGCAGGUGUUCUACGAUAAAAUGAAGAGUUCGCAACAGGAAAUCAAGUCUACUGUAAGCGUCAACACCUCCGACAUUGCUGCGAAAGCGCACGAGGAUAAACAAGACGGCAAAGACUUGGAUAAAGUUUCGAAAAAGCAAGGGGGUAAAUCAAACGGAAUUCUCAUAACAGAUGAGUUAAGGGAGGAGUUAAGUCGAGCUGCUGAGUCAACGUCACAGGCUUACGCACAAAUUCGCAACAUGGCGGUGGGGGAGGAUGGAACUGUGACGUCAGGAACGGCAUCCGCGUUCGAAGAUUUACUCGCCGAGAAACUAGAAAAACACAGAGACCGUGAAGAUCAGAGUAGUUUAUCGAAUAAAGUGCUAAUAAUGCAACCGAUUCUCAGAUUUUUGCAACUAUUGUGCGAAAAUCAUAAUCCCGCGUUACAAAAUUUAUUACGUAAUCAGAAUAAUAAAACAAACUAUAAUUUAGUGUCAGAGACAUUGAUGUUUUUGGAUUGUAUAUGUGGGUCGACGACCGGUGGUUUAGGUUUAUUAGGAUUGUACAUAAACGAAAAUAACGUCUCUCUAAUUAAUCAAACUCUUGAAACGCUCACUGAAUACUGCCAGGGACCUUGUCACGAAAAUCAAAAUUGUAUAGCCACCCAUGAAUCUAACGGAUUAGACAUAAUCACCGCGCUUAUUUUGAACGACAUUAACCCUUUAGGGAAAACUCGAAUGGACUUGGUGCUCGAACUCAAGAAUAACGCGUCGAAGUUGCUCUUGGCCAUCAUGGAAAGUCGCGGCGAUAGCGAAAACGCCGAAAGAAUUUUGUACAACAUGAACCCAAAACAGCUAGUAGACGUCGCUUGUCGCGCUUUCCACCAAGAAACCGCUGAAGACGACGAAGAAGUCGACGACGGUAGUGUCGAAGACGCCGUAUCGCCGAAGGAAGUGGGUCACAAUAUUUAUAUUCUUUGCCACCAACUCGCCCAACAUAAUAAAGAACUUGCCGCGUUGUUAAAACCGGCGGAAUUUGGAAGCGACCCAAAAAUCCAAAAAGCACUAGUGUAUUAUGCCACACAUACCGCACAAAUCGAAAUUGUUAGAAACGACCGCACACUGGAACAAAUCGUGUUCCCUAUACCCGAAAUCUGUGAGUACAUCACGACCGACACGAAAAUCAAAGUCCUGAAUACGGCAGAAAGGGACGACCAAGGGUCCAAAGUUGUGGAUUUCUUCGAGCGCACGGAUUCCAUGUUCAACGAAAUGAAAUGGCAGAAGAAAUUGAGGGCCCAACCGGUCUUGUUUUGGGUUAGCAGUUACAUGUCGCUGUGGAGCAAUAUCUUGUUUAAUUGUGCCGUACUUAUUAACUUGAUAGUCGCCUUCUUUUAUCCAUUUGAAGACACUUUGCCAAAAAUCAGCUCGAGCAUUUCGGUGUUGAUCUGGGUUGCGAUGUUGGCUUCAACUGCCAUAGUCGUCACGUUGCCCAGGGAGACGGGCAUAAGAACGCUGGUAGCCUCCACUAUUCUGAGACUGAUAUUCUCUCUAGGUCCAGAACCAACACUGUGGCUUCUGGGUACCGUUACAAUUUUACUCAAAGGAAUACAUCUAGUCAGCAUAAUGGGCAAUCAUGGUACACUUACUAAAACCUAUCAACAAAUACUCACCGAUGCGGAACUCGUUUAUCACUUAGCAUACCUUGUGUUUUGCAUGUUGGGACUACUAAUGCACCCUUUCUUCUAUUCAGUUCUGCUUUUUGACGUCGUAUACCGUGAAGAAACUCUUCUGAAUGUCAUCCGAUCGGUUACGAGAAAUGGACGUUCUAUCAUUUUGACGGCAGUACUUGCAUUAAUUCUUGUGUAUAUGUUCUCAAUUAUUGGCUAUAUGUUCUUCAAAGAAGAUUUUAUUGUAAGCGUUAAAAAGAAAAAUGACGAAACAAUCUGUGAAACUGUUUCUGAUACUACUGGUAAUAAGUAUACACCUGACCAUGCCCAGUAUUGUAAGGUUGUCGACCCUGGUGAAGAAAAGAAGGAACGCGCUUGCGAUUCGUUGAUUAUGUGUAUUGUUACGACGUUAAAUCAGGGGCUGCGAAAUGGUGGCGGAAUUGGUGAUAUUUUGAGAGCUCCCAGUAGUGAGGAGGCUCUGUUCGUGGCACGCGUCGUCUACGACCUUCUAUUCUUCUUCGUUGUGAUCAUCAUCGUACUUAACCUUAUUUUUGGUGUUAUUAUCGAUACGUUCGCCGAUCUGAGAUCCGAAAAACAACAAAAGGAGUUAAUUUUGAAAAACACUUGCUUCAUUUGCGGUUUGAAUCGGUCCGCCUUUGACAACAAGACCGUUAGUUUCGAGGAGCACAUAAAGUGUGAACACAACAUGUGGCACUAUUUGUACUUCAUAGUUUUGACGAAAGUUAAGGACCCGACCGAGUUUACAGGUCCGGAGAGUUACGUGUACGCAAUGGUGAAAGCGUCGAAUUUGGAUUGGUUCCCGCGUCUGAGGGCCAUGUCUUUGGCCGCCGUCGAAGGAGAAGGCGAACAAAUCGAACUGCGAAGUCUUCAAGCCCAGUUGGAGAACACGCAACUACUCGUCACCAACCUGUCCCAGCAGUUGAUGGAGUUGAAGGAUCAAAUGGCGGAACAACGCAAGCAGAAGCAAAGAAUUGGGUUACUUAACUCGGCUUCGGCAUAUCUACAGACGCCAAAUUUACUGUGAAGAAUGUACUGUCGAUAAAUUAUCCUAGUCUUGAGCGUGAAGCUCAUUUGUUGUGAAAUGAUUAAUGCAAGUCAUUGCAUUCACUUAGAUAGUCUAAUCAUAGCUCAGUAAUGCUCAAAUUCUUCUAUAGUGCAAUCUUUGAAGAAGUGUCAACUCGUGUACGCAUAACCUGUUACUAAAAUUUUCUAGCUACAAGAUUGUUUCAAUUUUACAUGUUCUGUGUUGUGGUUAUAGGGUUGUAUUAAGUGCAGUUUCUUUCAAGGAUGUUUAUUGUUGUUGUACUUUUAGACUUGUGUACAAAGUUAUCGAAAUAUGAAUCUAUAAUACGUUAACA
Zophobas morio is the source of this 8883-nucleotide messenger RNA. It is a transcript of the gene Itpr, whose product is annotated as inositol 1,4,5-trisphosphate receptor. Gene Ontology annotation, molecular function: inositol 1,4,5-trisphosphate-gated calcium channel activity; inositol 1,4,5 trisphosphate binding. The transcript has 28 exons. The coding region runs from base 198 to 8549 and encodes 2783 amino acids. NCBI's taxonomy places the organism in Eukaryota, Metazoa, Arthropoda, Insecta, Coleoptera, Tenebrionidae. Gene Ontology annotation, cellular component: endoplasmic reticulum; membrane. Gene Ontology annotation, biological process: calcium ion transmembrane transport. The record is from RefSeq and is a predicted model, not a curated record.